Molecule: messenger RNA, 657 nt
Organism: Rotaria sordida
Lineage: Eukaryota; Metazoa; Rotifera; Eurotatoria; Philodinida; Philodinidae
Source: the annotation of a GenBank genome assembly
AUGCUUUCGAAAAACGGACAACAACAACAACAACAACAACAACCACUACAUAUUCUUGCUUUUGGUGAUUCUCUUACAGAAGGCUAUUAUCGUUAUGGUCUAGCUUUUCAUCCAUAUGCAACACAUCUAACAAAUUUGUUCGACUCAGCCAACAUUCCUGUAAAGAUACAUCAACAAGGUGUAAGUGGUGAACGGGUUGUACCUAGCAUGGUUAAAAGACUUCGUAGGCUGCUUGAAAACAAUGUAUCCUACGACUGGAUUAUUAUACUGGGUGGUACCAAUGAUUUGGGUUCGAGUUCAUCGGCUGAAGAUAUUUUUAAGAAAGGUUUAGAGCCAAUGUAUGAGAUGUGUCUUAAUCGUGUACAAUCAAAAGCUAAGUUGGUAGCAAUGACUGUUAUUGAAAAUGCACAUGAUUCACCAACACAUGCUAGAGAUAAAAAUAGACAAGAAUUGAAUAGAAUGAUUCGAGAUUAUGUGGCUAAUGCUAAUGAUCAAAAUCGAGUGUAUCUAGUGGAUCUUGACAAAGGUAUACCUUAUCAUUCUGUAGACGACAAUAAAGAACGAGAACAAAUUUGGGAUGAUACUAUUCAUUUGACAGCUGCUGGAUAUGAUCGUAUGGCAACAUUGAUCUUUGAUGCAAUUAAAAAUAGAAUUUAA